This is a messenger RNA of Plenodomus lingam JN3, 207 nucleotides long. NCBI's taxonomy places the organism in Eukaryota, Fungi, Ascomycota, Dothideomycetes, Pleosporales, Leptosphaeriaceae. The record is from RefSeq and is a predicted model, not a curated record.
AUGAGCCAGUACGGUGUACAGGUUAUACGAGGACCUGACGAAAGGGAAAACAUUGCGUUGGAAAUGCUCUGCAUUGGUCAAAAAUGCUUAGGCACCGCAGUAAACACGAACGAUCUUCCUGUCAAAUCUUCCAAGCAGAACUUCACCGCCAUUUCACCAUUUGACAUUUCGUAUCACGGGAAAUUACAGGGCCUUCUCUUCGUGUGA